UUUUGAUCUAUUGCUGGCUAUGUCCUUGCAAUGAACUUUUAGUAAUUGUGCAGGGCCAAAUCACCCUUGGGUCCCUAGCAUUAUUUACAUAUUUGAGCCCUAGAGGCUUAGAGCAGGUUGAUCGACUUUCAGAGAGAUGAGUCGUAUUUCUGUGCUUUAGACCCAAACUGCCCAAUAAAGAGAUCGGUCUCUGACCAAGAAAAAUGGGAUAAAAAAGAAGCCAACGCAUUUUUCUACCCAUGAAUGAAGCUUGGUCCUGUGAAUAGCUGAUUCUGUGAUUUGGUGGGAGAAGAGGAGGCAUAAAAAAAUUUCAAAAUGACUUCCAUAUUGACUCGCACUUUAAGAAAUCUGCCUCUGACAUCUACCUGGGCCACCAAAUUCCCUUUAAGAUCACUGACCACCUCCCAGCCACUGACAUCAGCUGUGCAAACCCAAAGUAAGAAGACUUUAACCAAGCCCAAUGUGAAGAAUAUUGUGGUGGUGGAUGGUGUGCGCAUUCCCUUUCUGCUGUCUGGUACCACAUAUAAAGAUCUGAUGCCACAUGAUUUAGCCAGAGCAGCACUUAAGGGCUUAUUACAUCGAACCAAUAUCCCAAAGGAUAGUGUCGAUUAUAUUGUCUAUGGUACAGUUAUCCAAGAAGUGAAAACAAGCAAUGUUGCUCGAGAGGCUGCCCUGGGAGCUGGCUUCUCAGACAAGAUUCCUGCUCAUACUGUUACUAUGGCUUGCAUCUCUUCCAACCAAGCCAUGACAACAGGUUUUGGUUUGAUUGCGUCUGGCCAGUAUGAUGUGGUUGUGGCAGGUGGUGUGGAGUUAAUGUCGGAUGUCCCGAUUCGACAUUCUAGGAAGAUGAGAAAACUGAUGCUUGAGCUUAACAAGGCCAAGACUCUGGGUCAGCGAUUGUCUGUAGCUUCUAAAUUCAGGCUGAAUUUCUUGGCACCAGAGCUCCCUGCUGUGGCUGAAUUCUCAACCAGUGAAACAAUGGGCCAUUCUGCUGACCGACUGGCUGCUGCGUUCUCUGUUUCCCGUAAAGAGCAAGAUGAGUAUGCCCUUCGUUCUCACAGUCUAGCCAAGCAAGCCCAGGAGCAAGGGCUGCUCACUGAUGUCAUCGCCUUCAAAGUUCCAGGAAAAGAUACAGUUACCAAAGAUAAUGGCAUUCGUCCUUCUUCUUUGGAACAAAUGGCAAAACUGAAACCUGCAUUCAUUAAACCGUAUGGCACAGUCACAGCUGCUAAUUCCUCUUUUCUGACAGAUGGAGCUUCAGCAAUGCUGAUUAUGUCAGAAGAAAAAGCUUUGGCCCUUGGCUAUAAACCAAAGGCAUACUUAAGGGAUUUUGUGUAUGUGUCUCAAGAUCCAAAAGAUCAACUUUUACUGGGGCCAACAUAUGCCACUCCAAAAGUGCUAGAAAAAGCAGGCUUAACACUGAAAGAUAUUGAUGUCUUUGAAUUUCAUGAAGCUUUCUCAGGUCAAAUUUUGGCUAAUUUCAAAGCGAUGGAUUCAGAUUGGUUUGCACAAAACUACAUGGGUCGGAAAUCAAAGAUUGGUGCACCUCCUUUGGAGAAGUUUAAUACCUGGGGUGGAUCCCUGUCCCUUGGACAUCCCUUUGGCGCUACUGGUUGUCGUCUGGUCAUGGCUGCUGCCAACAGAUUAAGGAAAGAUGGUGGUCAAUAUGGAUUAGUUGCUGCCUGUGCAGCUGGAGGACAGGGCCAUGCCAUGAUUGUGGAGGCUUACCCCAAAUAAGAGGACUAGAAAGUCCCUGAAGAAUCUGUGGGAGUCACAUGCCAGACAACACCAUUUUAGUGCACUGAUAUGAAGUCAUCUAUAAUUGUGUGCUUUCGUUAAAUAGCUCCUAAGUAAGCCUCCUGAGUGUUUUGAGCUAUUCAGUUAUCAUGACUUGUAACUCUUUCAAGGAUUUCUUAACCUAACAAUAUAAUGCUUCCAAACAGGUCUUUUUUCUUUUUAAAUUUUUUUUGUCAGUUUCAUUAGAAACUAAAUGAGUGGUUGUAAUUUUGGGGAACAGAUUAUUAAGAUUUGAAAUCAUCUGUGUUACAUUCUCAAAAUCUACUCAUUCAGAACUUUAUUUUGCUAAUAAUAUAGAGAUAAAUUUGGGUUCUUACAUUCGAAAUAAAAUACAAACCAAGUGCCUAAUCUAAUUUAAUAAUGAAAGGAUGAUGUAAAACCUAAACUACACUGAGAAACAUCAGUAAAUGUUUAGGUAUGGAAAUAUCAUCCCUAUUUGCCCACCUUAAUAAACAUAAGAAGUAUUAGA
Messenger RNA from Antechinus flavipes (yellow-footed antechinus), 2266 nucleotides. It is a transcript of the gene HADHB, whose product is annotated as hydroxyacyl-CoA dehydrogenase trifunctional multienzyme complex subunit beta. NCBI's taxonomy places the organism in Eukaryota, Metazoa, Chordata, Mammalia, Dasyuromorphia, Dasyuridae. Gene Ontology annotation, molecular function: acyltransferase activity, transferring groups other than amino-acyl groups. The transcript has 16 exons. Gene Ontology annotation, biological process: fatty acid beta-oxidation. Bases 316 to 1737 code for a protein of 473 amino acids. The record is from RefSeq and is a predicted model, not a curated record.